UGGCAAAUUUUUUCCUGCAAUUCUCAUAAACUUACAAUGUUUAUCGCUAUAAAUAAAGCAUAAUCAAGCAUCGAAAGAACAUAACAUAACUCAUUACAUCUAUAGGACGCUAUGUUUCAUCUUAAAAGAUCAUUUUUUCAUGACCAUCUGUUUAAUCAAUGUUGUUACCAAAUAUUCCAAAUAACCACGCGUCUUUACAAUGCGAAUGUAAAUCAAAAGUAAAUCAAUGCCUUGACAUACAAAGAGGCUUAAAUUCAAUUUUUUCCAUGGAUGAUGCUAAUUAGAUUUCGGAAUCAAUGAGUUUUGUUUAUCUACGCGGCACGCAGUGUGCAUAGUGCUUGCGUGUGCACUCUAUAUCGAUCCUCGUGCAUCAUUGCAGCGAAGAACUUGCGUAUCUUUGCAAAUCCCGACAGCUACGCCCUCCCACGGCACUCAGAACUGCGAAAAUCAGCGAGUUUAUAUUCCGUGUCUAUAAGUGUCGUCGUCCGUCCGUGCUGCGUUGUCGUUGGUCAUGUUGUUGCCCCCGCAUCGCAGAAAUUCGUAGCAUGAGCGUGAGAUGAUGAAAUUACAUUGCGCAGAAAUACUGCACGCGUGAAAUAAUGUGCCCGUUGAAACCAAAAGAACCGAAUAUUUAUCGCAGUGAUAAAUGAUAAGGAACGAACUAGACGGAAUAUUUUCAAAGCAAAUAACCUCGGUAACUUUUUCUAAAGUCAGUUAUAAAUCGUUUCAACAUUCAGUUACAAUUUGCUAAUCAGUUGAAUGAAAAUGAGUGCGGUGCAGUCAUACUCCAACUCCAGCUCCAACUCCAGUAGUAAUAAAUAUUUCUCAGUACUUAAACAUCUCAAGUACGAGUAUUUGGUAGCUGGCGUGGCUGGUGGUACCAUUUCAACCGUGGCUCUACAUCCUCUUGAUCUUAUCAAAAUUCGUUUUGCUGUUAAUGAUGGACACUCAAAAAUACAUCCAAACUAUACAGGGUUUGUAAAUGCGGUUCAAAAAAUAGUCAAGAGCGAAAGUUUUGCUGGACUUUACAGCGGUGUAGUUCCCAAUGUUGUUGGUGCAGCUUUUUCUUGGGGAUCUUACUUUUUAAUAUACAAUUUUUUUAAAAGUUAUAUACAAGAUGGCAACGAUAAAAAAGCUUUGGAUGCAUCGAUGCAUACCUUGUGCGCAGUUAACGCUGGAGUUAUUACUUUGUUAAUGUCAAAUCCAAUUUGGGUUGUUAAAACCAGAUUAUGUUUACAAUAUUCCAAAGGAGCAAAUCUUCCAGAAUCCAAAAGAUAUACAGGAAUGAUUGAUGCCAUUCAAAAAAUUAGUAAAAAUGAAGGUAUUCGUGGAUUGUACAAAGGGCUUGUACCUGGCUUAUUUGGAGUAUCACAUGGUACUCUACAAUUUGUAGCUUAUGAAGAAAUGAAAAAUCGAUACAACAUAUACUUGAAUCAACCAAUUAAUAGAAAAUUAGAAACCAUAGAAUAUGUAACAUUUGCAGCUAUUUCAAAAUUAUUUGCUGUAGCUGCAACUUAUCCUUAUCAAGUAUUAAGAUCGCGAUUGCAAGAUCUUAAUCAUAACUAUACAGGUACAAUUGAUUGCAUAAAACGAAUAUGGAAAUAUGAAGGUGUUCAUGGUUACUACAAAGGCUUAAAAGUGAAUUUGUUGAGAGUCACACCUGCUACAGUUAUAACAUUUGUUGUUUAUGAAUAUGUUUCAUAUCAUCUUUUGAACCCAAAAAGUGAAGAAUUCCAAAGUUGAAAAACUGUGAUCAACCUAGAAAUAAAAAAAAAUUAAAAAAUAAUUUUUUAUUUAUGCAUUAUUUGCUUGUCAAUGUUCCUGAAUCUGUACAUAUUUUUAAUAUUGUUGAUAAUGUACAUUUGCACAAAAAAAUAGUCAAAUAAAUCAGUAAUUUUUAUUUUAAAAUAUCUUAUGAUUUACUUAUGAUUUACACUCGCAUUCAAUCUGCAAUAGAAUGUCUUUCCUUACUUUCUAAAAAUUCUCUAGUUUGAAGAUAAAUUCUUCAAGCAUAUUAAAAAACAGACAUCAUAGAGAUUGGGUGCAAAU
This is a messenger RNA of Trichogramma pretiosum, 2049 nucleotides long. RefSeq names its product mitochondrial folate transporter/carrier-like. Gene Ontology annotation, molecular function: folic acid transmembrane transporter activity; FAD transmembrane transporter activity. Lineage: Eukaryota; Metazoa; Arthropoda; Insecta; Hymenoptera; Trichogrammatidae. The transcript has 2 exons. Bases 760 to 1743 code for a protein of 327 amino acids. Gene Ontology annotation, biological process: nucleotide transport; folate import into mitochondrion. Gene Ontology annotation, cellular component: mitochondrion. The record is from RefSeq and is a predicted model, not a curated record.